AUGGCAGAUCCAACAAUUUUAAGAUACCUAGCAAAGCAUUACAAGGAUAAGAUUGUGUGUCAACCAAAUAUGAAAAUUUGGGAGCUAAAGAAACUCAUUAAGGAUGAACUGGACAUGUAUGUUGGUAGGUCUACUGUACAUAGAGCUAGAGCAAAAAUUCUAAAGGAGAUAAUAGGUGAUGUGCAUGCUGAGUUCAAGAGACUCUAUGAUUAUAGAGAUAUUCUAUUACAGACAAAUCCAGGUACAACUUGUGUUGUGAAGGUAGAAGACCAAGGUGAAGGCAAGCUUGUCUUCAAUUCAUUUUAUGUUUGCUUCUAUGCUAUGAAAAAAGGAUGGUCUGAAGGUUGCAAAAGGAUAAUUGUCCUUGAUGGUUGUUUUCUGAAAGGCAUUUAUAAGGGUCAACUUCUUGUAGCAGUAUCAAAGGAUGGAAAUAAUCAGAUGUUUCCUAUAGCUUGGGCCAUUGUAGAGGGAUUGCUUAAAGUUGUAUCAGAAGUGUUGCCUGAAAGUGAACAUAGGUGGUGUGCCAGACAUAUAUUAGCAAACUGGUCCAAAGAUUGGAGAGGAUUAGAGAGGAGAUACAACUUCUGGGGGUGUGCUAGAGCAUCAUGUGUGGUAGAACUGAAUUUUCACCUGGACAGUUUGAAUAUGCUUGGGAAUGGGAUAUGUGAGAGCCUCUUGAGGUAUAACAAUGAAACCUGGUGCAGAGCAUACUUCAACCGUGACAGGAAAUGUGAUAUAAUUGACAACAAUAUGUGUGAGACAUUUAAGGCUUGGAUACUUGCUGUUCGGUACAAGACAAUUAUCACAAUGUUGGAGGAAAUUAGAGUGAAGAUGAUGGAGAGAAUAGGAAAAUUGAGGGAGUUUGCAGAUACAUGGAUAUGUGAUAUAUCCCCAAUUGCUAUGAAGGUGUAUCAGGAUAACAUGGCCCAAUCUAUGAGGUGUACAAUCAAGUGGAAUGGUGAAUAUGGCUAUGAGGUUGAGGAUACCUCAUUAAGAGUGGUGCUGAAGUAUUGUGUGAAUAUGCAAGCUCAAACUUGUACAUGCAGGUCAUGGAUGCUGAAGGGUAUCCCUUGUGCUCAUGCAAUUGUUGCUAUGCAUUUCAAGAACAUUGACCCAAUUAACUACAUAUCUCAUUAG
This is a messenger RNA of Nicotiana tabacum (common tobacco), 1137 nucleotides long. Lineage: Eukaryota; Viridiplantae; Streptophyta; Magnoliopsida; Solanales; Solanaceae. The record is from RefSeq and is a predicted model, not a curated record.